Cyprinodon variegatus (sheepshead minnow) is the source of this 3937-nucleotide messenger RNA. It is a transcript of the gene bhlhe41, whose product is annotated as basic helix-loop-helix family member e41. The record is from RefSeq and is a predicted model, not a curated record. Gene Ontology annotation, biological process: circadian regulation of gene expression; regulation of neurogenesis; anterior/posterior pattern specification. NCBI's taxonomy places the organism in Eukaryota, Metazoa, Chordata, Actinopteri, Cyprinodontiformes, Cyprinodontidae. Gene Ontology annotation, cellular component: nucleus. Gene Ontology annotation, molecular function: protein dimerization activity; RNA polymerase II cis-regulatory region sequence-specific DNA binding; DNA-binding transcription factor activity, RNA polymerase II-specific. The transcript has 5 exons. Bases 103 to 1377 code for a protein of 424 amino acids.
UCCACCGGAGGACACACUCUGCGCACCAUCUCCCGGGUUUGAACCGCAAAGCAACAAAACAUUUGUCCCCUCCAAAAAAACAAAAAACCAAAGAGCCAGUUUAUGAGCUGCAGAGAGGUGAUGGAUGAAAGGAUACCGCACUUACAGGACAGGCAGUUCAUGGAGCACACGGAUUUUUUGGGGAUGGAUUUCCCUCCGCUCUACAUGUGCAAAUCUAAACGAGGCAUAAAGAGGGAGGACGGUGGGAAGGACGCAUACAAGUUACCGCAUCGGCUCAUAGAGAAGAAGAGGAGAGACAGGAUAAAUGAAUGUAUCGGCCAACUUAAGGAUCUACUGCCCGAACAUCUGAAGCUGUCGACGCUCGGGCAUUUGGAGAAAGCGGUUGUUCUGGAGUUAACGCUGAAGCAUCUGAACGCAUUGACUGCUGUCACUGAGCAGCAGCACCAGAAGAUCAUCGCCUUGCAGAAUGGAGAUCGCUCAAUGAAACCCCCCAUCCAUGCUGAUCUAGAUGCGUUCCACUCUGGGUUCCAGACCUGCGCCAAAGAGGUCCUGCAAUACCUGAGCCAAGCUGAGAAUUGGACCGCCAGAGAACAGAGAUGCGCACAGCUGAUCAACCAUCUCCACAAGGUGCUGGCGCAGUUCCAGCCUGAUGCUCCGCCGCUCCAGCAUCAGCUACCCGCCGGGGACGCGCAGGAUGCGCAAAAGUCCGAGGGUCAGGCCAACUGCGUCCCUGUCAUCCAAAGGACCCAGGGAGGGGAGUUUAACGAAAACGACACAGACACGGACAGUGGAUAUGGUGGGGAGGCAGAGAAAAGCGAAAGGAAAGAUAAAGAAUGUGAGCGAAACAAAGCGGUGAAAAUUAAGCAAGAGUUUGGAGAUGACAGAGCGCCCAAGAAAGCUAAAAUGUGCUGGUCUGCCGGGGACCCGACCAGGCCAGAUGUGGCGUUUAUGAACUCUUUGAUGGGAAUAAGUGGUGUACAACAGACACCCAUUUGCAUGCCUUUCUACUUCAUCAACCCAUCAGCAGCGGCGUCAUGUAUGCCUUUUUUUGACAAAAACAACAUUGAAAAGUACAUGUACCCAGCAGCGGCCGCCCUUGCGUCUCCGUUCCCCUGGCUGUACCCGGCGCACGCGUCAGCAGCAGCGGCCGCGGCAGCAGCUGCAGCUUUCCCAGGUCUCUCUGCGCACAUCGCCGCUCACCCCAAAGACUCGCAGCUUCAAGACGAGACUGGAUCAUCACGCGAGACCAGGGCGAGCUCACCUGAGGAGUGCGAGGAAACUCCCCUGAGUGACGACGGAGAGGAUGACGUAGAUGACGCGUCCCCAGACAGCAAGAAUAGCCCACAGGAGCAGUUUUCUGCCUGUCAGACCAGCUAAUAAGUCUAUGUACCUCUCUGAGUUUCUGUAUUUACAUUUUUUUUUUUAAUUAUUCAGGCUACUUUUAAAACGGGGAGGUUAUCAUGUAUACAAUAUCUUGGGGCAGCAGGGGACAGCAGUAUGGAAGCCCAGAUCUGCCAUUUUAAAGUAUGAAUGAAACAUGGUAUAAUAUUAAUAUGGGCUGAAAUGUCAUUGUUUUGAGAUACAAAGUCAUUUGCACUGUAGCAGUGUUGCCCAGCUGCAAGAAGGUUCUGGGUUCAAAUCCCAGACUGAAUCAAGUUUGUGUACUCAGGCUUCCUCCCACAGUUAGAUAAUGAAGCUGUUUGAUUAGUGAUCAUGCUUUCUAGGUAUGUGUUUAUUUAUAGUUGCUUUGAAUCAGCCUAUAUCCAGUUACUGCUGGAGAUGGGCACCAGGCCCCUGAGCAAGCUGGUCUUUAGAACAUUUAGAAUAAUGAUUAUGAAAUGCAAGUAUAGGAAAUGGUUUGUUAAAAAAAUAACAAAAUAGUUCAAAUAGUUUUUUAUUUACCUAUUUAUUGAAAAUUAGAUACAAAAUCAUAUUAACUUCAUAAUUUCAACAUCUGAAGUCAGUUGUGUUACUAUGAGACACAAAGAUAAUUUGGACGUCAAACAGUUAAAACUUCAACUUUAUAUAUAUUUUUAAACAUCAUUUAGUCUUUAAAAGUUGGAAUUUUGAGAUUAAAAUGAGUUAAAUGUUGACUUUUGAAAAUGACCUUAAAAUGCACCCUUACAUAAAAAAAAUAUAUAAUUAACAAAUUAAUAAUUACAUAGUUCAUAUUUCAUAGUAAAUAUUGAUGACUCUGAAACUCACAACAAUGACAGAAACUUACAAGUAUGACAUUUAGUAUACCAUAUUUUCUUCUUUAAAGUGAUGAGAUUUGCCUUCCAUACAGUUGUAAUUUUGUGUGCCUUUUGCACUUCUGCUUGUGUUAAACAAUCUGAAUGACUAUCGACAAUGAUUGACACGUCACAGCUGUGCUGUGCUGCAGAUACUUGUAGUUUUUUUUUUUCUUUUUCUUAAAUCCUAUUUGAUAAAAUAUUUUGACAUGGAAGCAUUGUUUCCAGAUCUCUAAGUAACCAACACAGCAGUGCACAAUGUUCCAACUAUAACACAUCUCAUACAUGCAUGGAUGUCUCCAGAAAGUUACGAAAAGGGGAGCACUGAUAAUCUUGGGGAGGCACACUAAAACAAAAAGAGAAUAAGAGUUUUAUUCAGGGACCUUUUUAUUGUUGACAAAAAAAAAAAAGAUCUGUCUAUGGAUUUCUUGAUGGCACAUUUUACGUGUUGUAAAGUAAUUACACCACAAAUCAGCUGAUAAAUGUAAUUAUACCCUGUUUUCUCUUAAAUCCUUUCAUAACAAAUAAGAAUGUCUGACUAAUACAUUUGUAGCAGAGGCCACUGCCCCCAUUGGGACCCCCUCGGUGACACCCAUGCAGGUGUGAGAGCUGAAACUGACCUCUGCUUAUAAAUAAGAAAUGGGGAAACUUUGGUUGUAAAUAUUAGCCUGAAGUGUAAAUGUGAGCUACAGAAGCCUGGGGAAGACAUGUAUUCCUCAUUACCUCACUCCAACUUUCCAUGAGGCUGGUUAGCUGAGAUUGACUGGGUAGUUACUGACAUGGCCACCAUACAACCUUGAACAAAAGACAAGAUCAGUUUUAACAAUCUAUAACUGAGCCUGAUAUCCUUAAGCCUGUCAUAAAUGUUUCUUUCAAUUGCCGGUGCCGUUGAGAGAACAUAACUGGAAGCUGAGACCCUUAAACUAGUUUUCUUGACCAGAACAUUGUAGUAACCUGUACCUCCGGGAAACAUUGUAGGAUAGCACCUUAUAGAUCUUUGAUAUUGAAUGUACCUGUACUUUCCCAAGUUUCCAUAUAGGAUGAUGAGACGUCAAGUGCACUUUUUUCUGCUUUUCAUCCCUCCUAAGCAGUCACCUUAUCAUUCAGAAAGUCGAUCACUGUAGGUCUCUGAUGUGUUUAGGUUUAUCUUUCAGAGAGUUCCAAUUAAGAUUGAAUUGAUUUUAAUGCUGUAAAAUGCUGACAGUUUUUUUUUCCUGUUUGUUUUAAAGAUGUUUUAAUGGGAAAUGGAGAUUUGUAAAACCUGCUCCCUGCUAUGCUUCAGGCAAUCAUUCUGUAACACCUACAUAGCUGGGAGAAAAACUGUAGUCAUUGCCAUGUUAAGAACCCUUUUCUGCUCCUUUUUUAAUUUUUACCAAAUUCUGCAACUGUAAUAAUGUUCUGCUUUGUUUUUUUUAUUGUUUCACACGCCACUGAAGAGGCACAAACUUCAUUGUGUUUUGCAAACAUUUCAAUGCUUUCGUGAUUUUUGCUCAGUUGGUUUCUGCCUCAAAGCUUUUAUCAAUGCUACACAGUGGCAUGUGUAUUUGUUUGUACAUAGCUUUUUGCAAAUAUACCAUUAAGUAUACGUUUCGUCAAUGUUGUAUAGGACCCUAGAUUUUUUUUUCUUCUUUUUAAAGUCCUACCUGAGCAACUGGUGCACAUUUCUUUUGCGCUUUACACGUAAACUGUUCUAAGUUAUUGCUGAU